UGUUUAUUUCCCUGCUCUUCUCAUUUUAAUCCUACUCAAAUAGGGUGAAUGUGUGUGGGUGAAGCCACAAAAUGCCGACGACAACGAAUUUGCGGUACCGUUUGGUGCACGAGUUAUACGUACGGAGAAGGCACGUACCCUUAUCGCCAAUGACGAAGGUAAACAAUUUUGGGUGCCGGCUGAGGAUGUACUCAAAGCGAUGCAUAUCACAUCGCAGCAAGGCGUCGAUGAUAUGAUUACAUUGGGCGAUUUGCAGGAGUAUGCGAUUUUGAGGAAUCUACAGAUGCGCUAUGCAAAGCGGCUGAUUUAUACUUACACCGGUUCCAUGCUGAUUGCCAUUAACCCAUACCAAAAGCUGCCAAUUUACACAAAUCGCGAGAUCUCCUUGUAUCGCGCCAAGAAGAUUAGCGAGCUGCCACCCCACAUAUUCGCCAUCAGCGACAAUGCCUUCCAACAGAUGAAGCGCGAACGCAUGAAUCAGUGCAUUGUGAUAAGCGGCGAGUCGGGCGCUGGGAAGACUGAGAGCACCAAGCUCAUACUACAGUAUUUGGCUGCCAUUAGUGGCAAGCAAUCGUGGAUUGAGCAGCAGGUAAUUGAGGCGAAUCCAAUUUUGGAGGCAUUCGGCAAUGCGAAGACAGUGCGCAACGAUAACUCAUCACGCUUUGGCAAAUACAUAGAGAUACGCUUCACCGACGCUGGCGCAAUACAGGGUGCGAAGAUCGAGCAAUAUCUUUUGGAGAAAUCGCGUAUAGUAGCGCAGUCGCGCGAUGAGCGCAACUAUCACAUUUUCUACUGUAUGUUGGCCGGUCUGAGUAAGCCUGAGUUGACACGCUUGGAAUUGUUGGAGACAUCUCCGGACAAAUACCACUAUUUGGCGCAAGGCGGCUGCCAUCGAUUGGAUGGAAAAAAUGAUGCGAAAGAUUUUGCUGAUAUACGCGCUGCCAUGAAAGUGCUCUCUUUCCGACCCGAAGAAGUUUGGAGCAUACUUAGUCUCUUGGCUGCUAUUCUGCAUUUGGGUAAUAUGUCUUUUAAGGCAACAGUAGUACAAAAUAUGGACGCCACUGAGGCUACGGAUUUGCUAAAUUUACAGCGUGUGGCCUCACUGUUAGGCGUUACAAAGCAAGCGCUUGCCAAUGCGUUAAUCCGCAAAACGAUCUUCGUACAUGGCGAGCGUGUAGUGACGAGUCUUUCACGCGAAAUGACCCUCGAGGGUAGAGAUGCGUUUGUGAAGUCACUGUAUGGCGCGAUUUUUGUACGCAUCGUGGAGCGCAUAAAUGCAACAAUCGACACGAAGGAUAAGCUAUCUAAAGAGUUGAAUACUAUUGGUGUGUUGGACAUAUUCGGUUUCGAGAAUUUUGUGGAUAACAGCUUUGAGCAGUUGUGCAUUAAUUAUGCUAAUGAAAAUUUACAACAAUUCUUUGUGCGGCAUAUUUUUAAGAUGGAACAAGCUGAAUAUGAACAGGAAAGCAUAAAAUGGAAACAUAUUGAUUUUAAGGAUAAUCAAGAAAUAUUGGACCUAAUCGGCUUAAAAUCAGUGAACAUUAUGUCCCUAAUAGAUGAAGAAUCGAAAUUUCCUAAAGGCACCGAUUACACACUGCUCGAGAAACUGCACGUACAACAUGGCAAUCGUUCGAUUUAUGUGAAACCAAAAUCCAAUCAAGAUUCGCUCUUUGGCAUACGCCACUAUGCUGGCGUAGUGAUGUACAACCCGAAUGGAUUUCUGGAAAAGAAUCGCGAUUCGUUCAGCAUGGAUUUACGUGAAAUGAUUGGUAAAUCUAAAAAUAAAUUUCUCGUCGAUAUCUUUCCAAUGGAAAUGCCUUACGACACAAUAAAGAAACAGUUGACGUUGUCGGUGAAGUUCCGCAAUUCAUUGGACCUGCUUAUGCGUACACUCGCUGCAGCGCACCCGUUCUUUAUACGUUGUAUUAAACCGAAUGAGGAUAAGAAACCUAAUCUUUUCGACCGCGAGCUAUGCGUGCGUCAGCUACGCUACUCCGGCAUGAUGGAGACGGCACGUAUACGUCACGCUGGCUAUCCCAUACGCCACAGCUAUAAGGACUUCGUCGAGCGCUACCGCUUGCUGUUGCCCGCAAUCGCACCCACGCCCACGCCCGACAUCGACUGCCGUCAAAUCACCAAACAGAUCUGCAAGCAGUUACUGCCCGCUACAGCUGAUUACCAAUUCGGGCGGCAUAAAGUUUUUCUAAAAGACAUAGAUGACACAUUCUUGGAAAAGGAGCGCGCGCGCAAAGUAUUACAAUCGAUUAUAACCAUACAACGCGGCUUACGGCGGGUGCUCUUUCGUCGCCAGCUGCAGCGUUACCGCGCGGCAGCGCUCACAAUACAAAAAGUGUGGCGUGGCUACAAGCAGCGACGUAAGUUUCUCAUCAUGCGCCAAGGUUUCCAUCGACUGGGCGCGUGCAUCGCACAAAAACGCUUGGCAUCUGAGUACAAAAUGCUGCGCUCACGUUUGAUACACUUACAAGCCUAUUGCCGCGGCUACUUGGCGCGUCAGGCGUUUAAGGCGCGCUAUACAGAGCGACAGCAGCGUCGAAAGCAGCUGCUCGCGUUGCGCGCUGACGAGGAGCAGCUGGUGCGACAGGCCAAAGAACAUCAGCAGGCGGAGAGGGAGCGGCAAGCACGGCACAGUGCUAAAAUGGUAGCUGCAGCUGCGCACGCGACAACAGCGACGGCUGUGAUGGCGCCAGCGCCACGAACUGCUGGUAUACCAGGCGCAGUUCAAGCGCCAAUGAAUGGCGCUUUGAAUGGACAACGCGCUGUAAGCUUUACAAAUGGCGUUUACGCCGUAAAUUACAUGAAUGGUCAGAAUAUCGCAAAUGGCAUGAAUGGUGGCGGGGUGGCUAGCCCAGCAAGGGUGACUAUUUCAGCUUUGGAAGCGGACAAGCAGUUAAAAGCACAAAAAACGCCCGAUAACAAUAAUUACAUCGAUGUGCAGAUGGUGGACGAUGUUUUUGGUUUUCUCGACGAUGCUGACGUCAGUUCGCCGCCCGUGGUAUCGAAUGUUAGAGAGAAGUCGCUAAUGUUCGAGCGCGAAUUGCGUCUUCAAAAAACUAUACCCGCGAAAUUGUUAUCGCGGCCUGUGAAUUAUUAUGACGCGCAAACCGUACAGCGAACGACAUUAUGAAAAGGCAGCGAGGUACAUAAGUAGACUUUAAGAGUAGGAAUAGCAAAAAUGAGUCUAGUAUUCAAAUCGAUGCAUAGCUUUUGGCAAUCUAAAAUACAAGUACCUUUUGCAUACCGAAAAAAUAUGUGACCAUAAAAGUAUGCCAUAAAAUUUAUUAAAAUAUUGUACAAUCCUAAUGUGUAGCAUAAGCUUAG
Rhagoletis zephyria (snowberry fruit fly) is the source of this 3339-nucleotide messenger RNA. RefSeq names its product Myosin 28B1 (gene Myo28B1). Gene Ontology annotation, cellular component: myosin complex. Gene Ontology annotation, molecular function: cytoskeletal motor activity; ATP binding; protein binding. The record is from RefSeq and is a predicted model, not a curated record. Lineage: Eukaryota; Metazoa; Arthropoda; Insecta; Diptera; Tephritidae.